Messenger RNA from Durio zibethinus, 975 nucleotides. RefSeq names its product bidirectional sugar transporter SWEET1-like. Gene Ontology annotation, cellular component: membrane. Lineage: Eukaryota; Viridiplantae; Streptophyta; Magnoliopsida; Malvales; Malvaceae. Gene Ontology annotation, molecular function: sugar transmembrane transporter activity. Gene Ontology annotation, biological process: carbohydrate transport. The record is from RefSeq and is a predicted model, not a curated record.
UAUAAACUACCUUGCUUCUUGUUUUGUCCGCUCAUCUCCUUGCCAUUAGUAAAUACACUUGUUUUCCCUUAUCCCAUUUGGUAUUUGGGUUCUCUUCUUUUUCUUUUCUCUUUUCUUUUCAAAGGCUGGAGAGGGAUUCAAAGAUAUAAUAAUGAAUGUUGUGCAUUUCAUCUUUGGUGUUUUUGGAAAUGCCACUGCUUUGUUCCUAUUCUUGUCUCCAACGAUUACAUUUAAGAGGAUCGUUACAAGUAAGUCCACAAUGCAGUUCUCUGGAAUACCCUAUGUGAUGACCUUGCUUAACUGUCUCCUCUCUGCUUGGUAUGGCCUUCCCUUUGUAUCCGAAAACAACAUGCUGAUUUCAACAGUCAAUGGAACAGGUGCAGCAAUUGAGUCCAUUUAUGUGUUGAUCUUCAUCAUCUAUGCACCAAAGAAGGAGAAGGCUAAAAUAAUUGGGCUCUUCACUCUUGUACUCACUGUUUUCUCUGCUGUGGCCCUCAUCUCCCUCUUUGCCCUUCAUGGUAAUGGCAGAAAGCUCUUUUGCGGCCUUGCUACUACCAUUUUCUCUAUUAUCAUGUAUGCCUCACCUCUUUCAAUCAUGAGGCUGGUGAUCAAGACAAAGAGUGUGGAGUUCAUGCCAUUUUUCUUGUCAUUAUUUGUAUUCCUCUGUGGUUAUUCAUGGUUUGUCUAUGGCCUUCUUGGUCAUGAUGCUUUUGUUGCUAUCCCCAAUGGUUUUGGGUGUGGCCUAGGGGCCAUGCAGCUCGUCCUUUACUUCAUCUACCGCAACAACAAGGGCUCUGAAGAAGCAAAGAAGCCAACUGCUAAUGGAACCGUUGAGAUUGGAAUUGAGAAACCCCACCAAGAGAAGCAAGCAAUUGGCAAAUUUCUUCAAGAUGAACAAGUUUAAUUGGUCACUUUCUGGGGAUUUGGGCAAGCCCUGGACUGCUGCCUUCACAUUGUUAAAAGUCUUUGUUUCGA